AUGUUAGCAUCAGAUAGAAGAUUAAUUAUAAAGAAAAAUGAAAAUUAAUACUUUGAUCUUGUUAUUUAAUAUAUUUUAGUUACUGAAAAUAUGUUAGAUGAGGCAGUGAAUAUGGUUUUUGAAAAAUUUUAAGUAGAAGAAGAAUUGCAAAUUUAUAUUAUGAGUGAUGAAUAAUAAAACAUGUUGAAUUUGAUGAGAAAUUUAGGUUUAGUAAACGAUUGA
Messenger RNA from Ichthyophthirius multifiliis, 222 nucleotides. RefSeq lists its product as hypothetical. The transcript has 5 exons. Lineage: Eukaryota; Ciliophora; Oligohymenophorea; Hymenostomatida. The record is from RefSeq and is a predicted model, not a curated record.